Sorex araneus (European shrew) is the source of this 1362-nucleotide messenger RNA. RefSeq names its product HLA class I histocompatibility antigen, alpha chain E-like. Gene Ontology annotation, biological process: antigen processing and presentation of endogenous peptide antigen via MHC class Ib; positive regulation of T cell mediated cytotoxicity; immune response. The record is from RefSeq and is a predicted model, not a curated record. The transcript has 8 exons. Gene Ontology annotation, molecular function: peptide antigen binding; signaling receptor binding. Gene Ontology annotation, cellular component: external side of plasma membrane. NCBI's taxonomy places the organism in Eukaryota, Metazoa, Chordata, Mammalia, Eulipotyphla, Soricidae. Bases 68 to 1147 code for a protein of 359 amino acids.
UUGGCUGUUGGAUGGCACAGGUCUCCGCCCGCCUGGCUGGACUUGGGACGCUCCCUGGGGGUGCGACAUGGGGCUCUUGUCGCUCCUGUUGCUGCUCUCGGGGCCCUUGGCCCUGGCCUCGGCCUCGGCAGGCGCGCACUCCCUGCGCUAUGUCUACACCGCGGUGUCCCGGCCGGGCGGCGGGCAGGCGCGGUACUUGGUCGCGGGCUACGUGGACGGCGAAGAGUUCGUGCGCUUCGACAGCGAGCGGGGCGCGCGGAUGGAGGCGCGGGCGCCCUGGAUGCAGCGCGAGGGGCCCGAGUACUGGGAGACGCAGACGGGAAUCGCCAGGAGCAACGCGCAGAUCUACACGGAGCGCAUGGACCUCCUGCGGGGCUACUACAACCAGAGCGCGGCCGGGUCUCACACCCUCCAGAGCAUGUUUGGCUGCGAGGUGGACCCUGACGGGCGCUUCCUGCGCGGGUAUCGGAGCUACGGCUACGAUGGCAGCGACUACCUGACCCUGAACGAGGACCUGCGCUCCUGGGCCGCGAAGGACACGGCGGCUCAGAUCAGCAGGCAGAACAGGGAGGAGUCCCGCGAGGCGGAGAUAUACAGGACCUACCUGCAGGUGGAGUGCGUGGAGUGGCUUCACCAGUACCUGGACAGAAGGAAUGAGACCCGGCCAGCAGAGCCUCCCAAGCCACACAUCACCUACCACCCCUUCUCUGACCGGGAGGUCACCCUGAAGUGCUGGGCUCUGGGCUUCUACCCUGAGGAGAUCACCCUGACCUGGCAGCGGGAUGGGGAGGACCUGAUCCAGGACACAGAGCUGGUGGAGACCAGGCCUUCUGGGGACGGAACCUUCCAGAAGUGGGCAGCUGUGGUGGUGCCUUAUGAAGAGGAGCAGAGAUACACCUGCCACGUGCAGCACCAGGGGCUGCCGGAGCCUGUCAGCCUGAGAUGGGAGCCCCCUGGUCUGCUUACUGUCCCCACCGUGGGAAUCGCUGUCCCGGUUCUUCUCGGGCUCGUGGUCACUGGUGCAGCGCUGGCCGGAGCAGUGAUCAUCAGGAAGCGGCGCCAAGGUGAGAAAGGAGGCCGUGGUCCAGCUGCAGACAGGGACAGUGAAAAGGACUCUGACAAGUUUCUCAUGGACCCUAAAGUGUGAGCCAGCUGACCCCUGCAGGGCCACAGUGGUGCAGGAUUCGCUCCCGGCUCCCAUCUGUGACCGCCGUUGGAUAUUACCCCUCGGUGUUUGAGACCUCACCAGUGAAUUUCCCCUUUUCCUCCUCUCCUCCCAGAGAAGCUUGCUGUGCUCUUGCUAGCACCCCUAAUUUAGUUUAUCCCUAAUUUAUUUAUAAUCGCUAAUAAAGUUUAUUUUCU